UGGAAAGCGACGAAUUCAAAAGAAUGUAAUAAUGUAUGAAAUGAAGAAGGGGAAGAAGGGAAAGGUCCAUUCAACAUUAUUGUCAUUCAGAGAAGAGAAGAGGUUUUGCAUCGCAUCGCACAGAGAUGAAUUCAAUUACAAGAAGCGGAUCGCUUAGUAUCAUCCUCGUUGUUUUCUUCUCUUUGCACUUCAUUCUUGGUUUUUCCGACGACUCAUCACCUGCUUCAAAAGAUGCUACAAAGACAGAACCUCAUGCCGGAAGAAGCACUAGUGCUAUAGUUAUCAUUGUAUUAAUUGUGCUUGUGUUCUUUUCUUUGUUCUCCUUUGUACUUUUUAAGCUGUGGCGGAAGAAGAAAAGGGAGGAGCAAUAUGCUCGUCUUUUGAAAUUAUUUGAAGAGGAUGAUGAGUUAGAGCUUGAGCUUGGCCUAAGGGACUGAGACUCACCUUUGGAAUUCAACAUCUUCAAGGUUCCUUCCUAUUCCAUCUUCCUUUGAUCACUUAUUGAAAUCUGUCAACCUUCCUAUUUACAUGCCGAGUUUUUUAAUGCUCCUGCUGCUGCUGUCCAUAUACUACCUUUCAAUAAAGAAUUUAAACUUUAGGUGUAAUCCCUUGUGGGCUUUUGGUGUUAUACUCCAAUCAAAAUUCGAGUUUCACUUUGGUAAUUGGCAACCUUUAUUAUGUGAGUUACGGAGCCAAAAUUUUGAUUGGAGAACAGUAUUAAAAGAAUGUGAGGUAAUGUACCUACGUUUUGCCUUUUUGUUAUGAACAAAACUUAGCUGCAA
Molecule: messenger RNA, 782 nt
Organism: Glycine soja
Lineage: Eukaryota; Viridiplantae; Streptophyta; Magnoliopsida; Fabales; Fabaceae
Exons: 2
Coding region: 126-437 (103 amino acids)
Source: RefSeq, a predicted model, not a curated record